Molecule: messenger RNA, 4437 nt
Organism: Alternaria triticimaculans
Lineage: Eukaryota; Fungi; Ascomycota; Dothideomycetes; Pleosporales; Pleosporaceae
Exons: 7
Coding region: 1-4437 (1478 amino acids)
Molecular function (GO): protein binding
Source: RefSeq, a predicted model, not a curated record
AUGGAUGACGAUGUCAGCGAUCUCCCCGACAUCGAUAAGAGCAUCGAAAAGCGGAAAACUGCGAAGACCAGCAGUGCCAGCAUCGCAUCUUUCGGCUCAUCUAUAGGCCGAAGAUUCAGCUUCAAAUCGUUCUCUAGUCGCAAACCAACGACCAAAGUCGAGAAGCCACGGAACGAAUUUGGCCUAAAUACUGUGUACGAACCGGACGAAACUUCGGCAGUCAUCGCAGACCUUGUUUUUGUGCAUGGUCUCGGCGGUGGUUCCAGCACAACAUGGUGUCUCAAGCAAGACGCCGAUUACUUUUGGCCAAAAGAGUGGUUACCUAAAGACCCAGACUUCAAAGGAGUCCGUAUCCACAGCUUUGGAUACAACGCGAAUUGGGCCACCUGGCUGAAGAGUCCGGUCGACAUCCAUGCUUUCGGUCAGUCUUUAGUCGAAGACCUGAGGAGCGAUCCAAAGAUCAAUAAUCUGGAUAGUCGCAUUAUCCUUCCCACACCUCCUGUUGGAAUGAUCGUCGAUCAAGAAUCCGCUACUCUAGGUUACGCUGAAGAACGCAUCCAGUUGUUAAAUGCGAACCAUCGCGAUCUAGCCAAGUUCGAGACUAAAUUGGACUCAAAUUACAGGUCUCUAAGAAACCGUCUGGCAUCAACAAUCGAUCAGAUAAGGCUCGAAAUGCAGAAGCAAACAACACCAUCGAAUUUCUCAAGUAUGGAGAUUGGUAUCAAAACUCCCGAUGCAUCGGUACUGCUAUCUUUACCAGAGCUGUAUCAAAGUAGGGCGAACGAGAUGGAGGAGAUCGCUAAGUACCUCUCCAUCGAUGCAUCAGACGACAAAAGGCUUUCAACCCUCAAUAACACAAGAAUGACUGGAUCAGGUUCCUGGCUCACUAACAGAACCAGUUUUCGGGAGUGGCGGUCGCCACCAGCACCUCGCUAUUUCUGGCUGAAGGGGACACCGGCGUCGGGGAAGUCAAUGCUCGCAAGUUAUGUUAUUGAGUUCUUACAAGACAGCCCCGUAUGUCACUACUUCUUCAACAAAGGUGAUAAGACCGACAACAACGUGAGCAGCUUUCUACGCUCCAUGGCGCUACAGAUGGCUCAGAUCAACCCUGUCGUUCGUAGCGCGAUUUUCCGGCUUUCACAGAAAGGUCCACCCAUCGAUGCUCGCAACCAGAGAACCAUCUGGAACACUGUUUUCACGAGCUGUGUGUUUCACGUUACAUUCCCUACCCCUCAUUAUUGGGUGGUUGAUGCAUUAGACGAGGCAGCCGACAGGGGCACAUUAAAUGAAUGUUUCAGUCUACUGUCCAAGAUCGACGAAAACAUCCCACUGAAGAUCUUCGUCACCAGUCGACCAGAUCCCGCAUUGGAUGAUUUGUUCGUGCAGCUUCCUCUGGUGCAAGAAUACAUAUCGCCAGAGGAUUUGUUGCCCGAUAUCUCCUCGUACGUCCAGAAAUGGUCCGCCACCUUCCCCGUUAAUACAACUCAAGAAAGAGAAAAAUUGGUUGACAAGAUUGUUCGCAUGUCUGGCGGUAGCUUCUUGUGGACCGUGCUAGUGACUAAACAGCUUCGGGAAGUUUUCACUGUCGGAGAAGUUCACGAGGUUCUAUGCGAGAUUCCUCAAGAAAUGGAUGACCUAUACACGCACAACAUCCGGAAAAUGGAGUCCCUGAGGUCAAAGAGCGCAGCAAAGCAUACAAUUACAUGGGCAAUCUGCGCUGUGCAUCCCUUGACCGUCAACCAGAUGAAGGAUGCUAUCAGGCUGACUCUGGGAAGUCCUAUAGCACGCGAUCUACGAACCAGUCUCCAAUAUCUUUGUGGAUACUUCCUCGAUAUUGAUGUGCAGUCGCGGUCCAACGAACUGUUCAACACGUUAGACAAGUUCUUCAGAACAAACGUGCUUUCCUGGAUCGAGCACGUGGCCCAUCUCAAAGAUUUGGACUGUCUUAAUCGAACUUCAAGACACCUGUCGAACUACCUCAACCGCAGGAUGGAGCAUGUUCCGUUAUUGCAAAGCGAUCUCCAUGCCUGGGCCGUCGACUUACCUAGGUUGGUAACACAGUUCGGCGUCAAUCUUCUGAGCGAUCCCGCUGCCAUCCACACACUCGUGCCGCCGUUUUGUCCUCGAGACUCUGCUGUAUACCGGCACUUCGGAUAUGCUGAGGAUGGCAUCAAGCUAGUAGGCGCGUGGAACGCAGGUUGGGGGGAUAGGAUAUGCUCCAUCUCAUAUCAUGACACCUACGCGACAGUGGCUGCUUCUCGAGACGAACGAUUCGCUGUUGGGUUGGCUGACGGCUUGGUCAAUGUCUAUCGAACCUCCACGUGCGAACACCUCCUGAGUAUGAGACAUGAAGAAUCAGUAUCAGUUCUGGAGUUUGGUUCCACAUCCAAAGUCAUCGCCUCAGCUGGUUUGCGGUUUCUAAGACUGUGGGAUGUGGUGACUGGCGUUCAACUCUUCCACAUCGCUACCGAUUCGCAAACCCUAGCUUUGACUUUCGACGAGACAGAAACGUCGGUUACAAUAGCGACCAGAGACAAGCAUGUUCUGACUUACAGAAUUUCCGAUGGCUCACCGCUACACCAGGUCCCCUGGAUUGACGCUUUCUCUGAAGACACAGACUCAGGCUUUGCACCAUCUCCGUCUGCGGCCAGGCUAUCUACAGAACAACAAACACUUGCGAUAGUCUAUCGAAGCAAGCCGGUACAGCUGUGGUCUCUGGAUAAGCAGCACCGUAUCGGGGCUUGCUUGAGACCGGCAACGCACAAGAAUGACAAGGGAGGCCACACCGUCAACUGUCUAGUCUUCAAUACCAGCUCUGCAAACCCACGACUUCUGGUGUCAUAUUGGGACGAUAUCCUGGUCAAGUUCGAUAGUAGGACUUGCAAGCCGCUCCUCACAACUGCGACAUGCGUUACGAAGAUAGCUAUGUCUUGUAAUGAAAAGACCUUUGCUGGAAGCGACGGCAAUGGCGGGAUCAAGAUUUUCGAUUUCGAGACACUCCAACCUCUCCACAGCAUACAUAUACAAGGAGAUCCGGUAUCGUCGCUCGCCUUCACUAGCGACAGCCUGCGCAUCGUGAUUCGCGGGCCACUCGUCCUCUUCGGGCAAGACACUGAAGCUCUCUCCAGCGAGCCUAGCGAAUCUGUGCACCAAAUAGUAGACGACAUUGUUGAAUCUGUUGUCAACGAGUCUGCUAUCAUAACCACCCUGCACUGUUGCGAUCAAAGUGGUAUGGCUUUCUGCGGGCGCAACGACGGACGUGUCGAUACCUGCAACCUCGACGACCCCGAGAACACUAUGCGCAACCUAUACAAGCAUGGUGGGUCCUUCAUUAGUAUUACAUGCAUGGACUGGAGUCCUAGAGCGCGUGUGAUAGCGAGUGCAGACUCUGCAGGAAAGUUUUGUAUCAUGAAAAUCACGACUGGCACACGGAGAGAAUGGAGCGCUGAGAUGAUGGUCCAGUCGAGGUUAGGCCAAGGCUGUAUUAUACGACAGAUCCUCGUCCACCCUGAGGGUUCGUUCGUACUUGUUUCCUCAUCAGAGGCGGACUCUAUAUGGUCAUUAUCAACCAAGGAGCAAGUAGCGUCACUUGACAGGCGAGAACGCAUAGCUUGGAAAUGGUUUGUUCGACCAUCUGCUCCGUCGCAACUGCUUCUUUUUGAGGACAAGAUCUUGCGGCUUUUCAGAUGGGAGGACCUUCACCAGAUCGCUGCCUCUGAGAACCCCGUGGUGCCGAUCGAGAUCGAGAGGCGCAUGUCUGGGGAACAAGCCGACGCGGAUGCCAUUUCUGUCUCAAGCGAAGGCGAUGACCUGGUCAUUCUGCAGCGAUCGCAAACCGUGCAGCACAGUGUACCGGGCCUGCGACCUCAGUCUAAUGACGCUAUGAUGACCAAGAUACGCGUCUUUGAUCUGACUACUCUGGAUCCCGAGUCUACUGAUAUCGGAGGCUCGUCGUCGCCUGAUAUGUCAAUUGACAACGCGACACAGUCUCUUAUCUUCUUGAACCCCAAGCCAUCUUCAACCCUGGGUAUUCCUCUAUCGCCAACGGCUACGCCCAAUGUCCCAUUCUCUUAUCCUUUCGGAGGCGGUCGUAGCAAGUCCUAUACUCGCUGGUCUUCCAUUAGAGAUGUCGCUGAUAUACCCGAUGUGGAGAGAAUCAUUGGUACGGUGAAAAAGUUCGAUUGGUGGCAUCUUAUUUUCCUUUCCAAGAUGGGGUGGGUCUGCUCGGUUCAGAUCGGGGAAGGCGGUCGCAAAGUCCUCGACCAAUUCCAGAAGCACUUCUUUGUUCCAUCGGUUUGGCGCACAGGCAACUCGCCUCUUAUCGCCAAGGUACGGCGGAGCCACGAUAUCGUGAUUGUACACCAAGAUGGCGUUAUUGUGGUCAAGAAUGGGUUAGACAACGGGGAGCAUGUGUCCUUCUCUUUGAGUACGCUAUGA